Molecule: messenger RNA, 7710 nt
Organism: Patella vulgata (common limpet)
Lineage: Eukaryota; Metazoa; Mollusca; Gastropoda; Patellidae
Product: neogenin
Exons: 24
Coding region: 186-4496 (1436 amino acids)
Biological process (GO): cell-cell adhesion
Cellular component (GO): membrane
Molecular function (GO): protein binding
Source: RefSeq, a predicted model, not a curated record
CCGACCUCGUUUUGGUACUGAGAGUCUGCCAUCGAUCAAUGGCGUGCAUGUCUAGAGAGUAACGGUGAAGGUGUCGGACUAAGUUUUUGUGUUUUUAUUCGGAUUUCUACUUUGAAAAGUGCAUCUAUGUGGCUUGUAAGGAAAUAUAGGACUUAUUGGUCGGAGGGAAAGUGAGUUUUUCCAAUAUGGAAGUUGGAUUAGUGAGAAAAAAGAAGCGAAACGGACUGUACCUUGUCCAAUGUUUGUGGCUUCUCGGGGUAUUUGCUCAUACUGCUAGAGGUAACACACCUCACUUUAGUCAAUUUUCUUUUAAAACUGAACCAUCAAAUGUUGUUGCUAAAGUUGGUCAACCAGCUACGUUAAAUUGUUCUGCAAUAUAUCAUGGAGACUCAACCCUGGAAAUUCAUUGGAGAAAAAAUGGAGUCGCAUUACAGAUUGACGGACAAAGAAGAAAAAAAUUGCCAGAUGGAUCACUGUAUUUCCAAAAAGUUGUUCAGAGUUCAGAUGAAGGCUUUUAUCAAUGUGUUGGUGAAGUUGUUAAUCUGGGUACAAUUGUUAGUCGUACAGCUCACUUACAGAUAGCAUAUUUAGAGCAAACUUUUGAAAAAGAACCUCAGGAUUUAACUCUCUACCUCACAGAUACAGCCAUGUUUGCCUGUCAAAUUGAUGGCAAACCAGAUACUAAAACUGAAUGGUUUAAAAACAAUGAACGUGUGAAUGAAAAAUAUAACAUUCAGAUUUACCCAGAUGGAGUAUUAGAAAUUAGUUCUGUUGAAAUAUCCAAUAUUGGACAGUAUAUGUGUCGUGUUACAAAUAGUGAAGGAUCUAGAGUUAGUGCAUCUGCAACAUUAAAUCAAGAAGACAAAGAUGUAGCUCAGAGACCAUUUGACGAACCUAAAUUUGUAAUGAAACCAACAGAUAAAAGAGCUGUAUUUGGCUCCACGGUGUAUUUACAUUGUGGAGCAAAUGGCCGAGAUUUUAUGUCUCAGCCGCCUGAAAUUACAUGGUUAAAAGAUGGCAGAAGCAUUACUUUUAGGUCUGCGACAGAUCGUGUACGUAAAAUAGGUGUUGGGACAUUAAUGAUAAAAAGCGUCAUAGAAUCAGAUAAGGGUACUUAUACAUGUCGGGCAUCGAAUUCUGAAGAUUCUGUAGAUGCUGGUGCUGAACUUAUUGUUUUAGUGCCUCCUCAGUUUGUUAGUAAACCAAGUAAUGUUUUUGCUCAUACCAACUCAGAUGUCACUCUCAAAUGUGAUAUUUAUGGAGAACCCAAACCAAUGAUAUCCUGGAUGAAAGAUGGUCAACCAAUCAACCCUUCGGAUUAUUUUCAAAUUGUUGAUGAGAAAAAUCUGAAAAUCUUAGGUUUGAUGGAAGAAGACAAUGGAAUUUAUCAAUGUUUUGGUUCUAAUGAGUUAGGCUAUGUUCAAGCUAGUUCCCAGUUGGUCAUAUUGGAACAAGAUGUCCCCCUCCCCACUACACCUCCUCAGUUCCCCCACCGAUUCGAUACAGGGGCGCUGUACAUGGAUGCCAAGAACCAGCUGUCAGCACCAACUCAUCUACGAGCCGUACUAGUGUCUACACGAUUUGUGACCUUAUCUUGGAACCAACCUGAUCGUGUAGGUACAUCAGAGAUAAAAGCCUAUUCGGUGUUCUGGAGAGAGAAGGGAUCCGAAAGAGAAAGAGUCACAAAUACUACCACUACAGAAGCUAAUAUUCAGCAUCUGAAACCUUAUACACAAUAUGAGUUCCGAGUUCGAGCUUAUAAUAAACAUGGUCCAAGUAUAACAGAUGCUAAGAUUAAUGUUAAGACUGAUCAAGAAGCAUUGGUACCAACACCACCAGUAAAUCUUACAGCAGUACCCAUGUCUCCAACAGCUAUCCAUGUUCGCUGGGAUGCUCCUGUAGAUUCUAAGGGAAAAAUCACUAAAUAUGUAUUGAUUUAUUAUGAAGUUGGCUCCAGUGGUGGUGAAGAAGAAGAAAAUAUACAGGGUACUGGAUUUGAAUUGCGCAAUCUUAAGAAAUACACUGAAUACAGCUUCAGGGUUGUUACACAUAAUGAAAAUGGACCUGGUGCCAGUACCAUUGAAAUUGUUGCCAGAACAUUUUCAGACAGACCAAGUGAUGUUCCACAAAAUUUUACAUUGGAAGUUUCUAGUGCCACGCGUAUUAUUGUACGAUGGGAACCACCACCUAAAGAUAAACAGAAUGGCCAGAUUACAGGUUAUAAAAUAAGAUAUAAGAAGAAAGGUGAUAGAAGAGGUGAACCUGUAUUAACUGAUGGAAAUAGAAAUAAUUAUGCUUUAACAGAGUUACAGAAGGGUACUGAAUACCAAGUUCGUAUAUCAGCUUUAACAGUAAAUGGUUCUGGUCCUGCUACUAUGUGGCAGUUUGCUACAACUUAUAGAGAUGAUUUAGAUGAAUCUAAAGUUCCACCUAAACCAGCCAGAUUACAAGCUAAACCCAAAUCUAAUUCUAUUAUUGUAACAUGGGCUCCUCCUCCCCCUAAUUCUAAAGUAUUAGUACGAGGCUACGUAUUGGGUUUUGGUAAAGGUAUACCAGAUAAUGAACAGAUUAUGUUAGAUGCCAAUACACAUGAUUAUACCAUAGAAAAUUUGGAGCCCAUAUCUGAGUAUGUCAUCACUAUCAAAGCUUUUAAUAAAAUUGGACAUGGUCCGAGUAGAUAUGAAACCGUUUUUACCAGUGAGAAAAUUACGUCUGAGCCAGCUACGCCAAUGAUGCCACCAAUAGGAUUAAAAGCUAUCGUUUUGUCUCCUACAACAAUCAUUUUAACAUGGGCAGAUAAUUCUUUGGGUAAAAGCCAGAAAAUUACAGACAGUCGAUAUUAUACUGUACGAUAUACACCUGUACCAAGUCAUAACAGACGCCAUAAAUAUGUGAAUUCUACAGAUUUAAAUGCUCAUAUUGAUAAUUUACGUCCCAACACACAAUACGAAUUUGCUGUAAAAGUUACAAAGAGAAAUCGGCACAGUCCUUUGAGUAUGAGUAUUUUUAAUACAACACAAGAAGCAGCACCCGGCUCAGAUCCUCGUGAUUUAACUCCUGUACCUGAUGAGAAUAACCCACUGGCUGUUACAUUAAACUGGCAGCCACCAGCUAGACCUAAUGGUCUUAUUACAGGUUAUCUAAUAUUUUAUUCAACUGAUCCUAAACAAGAUGAUCGUGAUUGGGUUGUUGAAGGUGUUGUAGGUGAUAAACUAUCUACUGUUAUAAAUGAAUUAACACCAUCCACUACCUAUUAUUUUAAAGUACAGGCUAGAAACAGUAAAGGCUAUGGUCCUAUGUCUGAUAUUGUAAUGCACAAGACACCAAAAGCAAUGAAGACAGAAGAGAGUAUACAGAAAGAAGAAGAAGCUUUACCUGUCAAUAUGAUUAUUAUUAUUAUCGCUUGUGUUGUUGGUGUCACAUUCUGUAUAGUUAUUGCUGUUGUUACUGUUAUUCUUUGUCGUAGAAGAGAAAGACUUGCCAGUGCAAACAGUCGAACAUAUAAAUCCCCAGCUAAGCCUAUUAAAGGUGGUCAACCAAAUAUGAAACCUCCUGAUCUGUGGAUACACCAGCCAAGUGCUUUAGAGAUGAGAAAAAUGGAAAAAUCACAACAGCGAAGUGAAUCUAAUGUUUCUGUUGCUACUAGUACAUUAAGACGUGGUUCUCGUGGCUCAUGUGAUAAAUUAGACGAUUUACCACCAUGUAUUGAUAUGGACAGAAGAAGGAACUCUUUUGUUGGUGAAAGUGGUUAUCCAUCAAGUGGUGAAGAAAGAUACCAACCUAUACAACCACGUAAUAUUAUCCGUCCUAAACCUAUUAUGAUACCUGUUGACGGUAGAGAACCUAUUGCAGUUGCUGUGCCAAAUGGUCACAUGCAUAUGGAUAAUCCUGGAAUACCAAUGAGACCAGUCUACCCACGAACUCAGUACAAUACCCAAUACUCUUCUACACCACGUGUUAAUGCUGGUGAUAUACCAAUGAAAAUGGGUUGCCUUGAUGACGAAUGUGUGCAUUACUCUGAUGUUUUUGAUGAUUCCUACACCAGUAGAAUAGGCUAUGGCCCACAGUCACCCGACUCAUCACCAUCUCAGUAUCAUCAACAAUAUGAUCAACAUCAAUAUGGGGGACACCCUAAUCAGCCUACUAAAGGCAUCAUGGGAAGACCACCUCAUGAUCACCCUCUGAAAAGUUUUUCAAUCCCAGGACCCCCUGGGCAAAUUACUCCCGGUACGCCAACUCCAAAACAUAUAGUCAAACCCCAGCAGAAUUUAAGUCCAUAUAAAAAACCGACUCCACCUAUUUCUAGUGGGCCUAUCAAACCACGAACUCCAAUACCAUUAAUGUCUAAAGCACCUGAUGUCACACUGAAAGCAAACAAAGAAGAAAAUGACUUACAGAAAUCCUUAAGCACCGAAGAAUUAACUGCAGAAAUGGCUAACUUAGAAGGUUUAAUGAAGGACUUAAAUGCAAUAACACAGCAAGAAUUUGAGUGCUAGCCAAGCAAUCAGAUCUGAUCUAUUGCAAGCAGUGUUAUAUUGGCAUUUCAUUGAUACAUAAUGUGCUGAAACGUUGGUGCAGUGUUGAAACAUCUGUCAUCACUGUGUGUCUUUUUAUUUGAGUGGCAUCAAUUGUUUUGUAAUUUUUGUCACAUUUUAUGAUAAACUAACAAAGGAAACACUGAUUAAAACAGAUUUUCUCAAAGCAUCUGAUGCUCAGAUUGUUUAAGCAUCAGUUGUUUGCAUGUGAUGUGAAAUGGACACACGAGUUUGAACUUUUUACAGUUGAGUAAAAUAUGAUUGAAGAUAUAAGAUAGUGAAAGUUUAAAAGAGAAAUCAACUCAAGAAGCCAAAUAACAUGGACAUUGUUUUUAAUUCUCAAUAAAAACUGGUGCUUUAAAACCUUACAUAGUCGUCAGUUGGAGUAAAGAUGCGUUCAUUGUUUUUUGAAUGCUACAGUAGGUGAAUGACAGUUCUGAUUACAUGACGUCAAUUAAAUAUGACAUUGUAGACUGUUUAUUAUUGUGUGUACAAAGAAGAAACUGACCCCACUGAAUCCUAAAUAUAGUGUACAUUGUUGUUGUACAAAUGUCUUUAUAAUAUGAUGUAUAUAGCCAUUAUUAAAUACAAUUACUAGGGCUGUAACCAUAAUUAACCAUUCUCUGUUCAGGAAGAAAAGAAAACAUGGGUUUUACUGUAUUGUGAUCUUGAAAUUAUUUUUUGAAGGAUUUAAUUAUUUAUUUAUUAUCAUUACGAAUAAAUACAGCUCAAACAUAUUUGGUGAUCUGAUUAUGUUUUCUACGCUCGUAUACAAAAUAAAUUUAUCUUACAUUUUAUUUGAAUUUUGAAUAUCUGUUCGCAAAAAGAAAUAGUUACAAUUUUUUUUAAUAAGUGUAACGUUACAGCCCUGAUAGAUAUAUACAAUAUUUUAUGACACUUUAAGAAAGAUAACUGUUUAAUUCUAAAUAUCCAAAGGUUCUACCAUAUGAAAAUAAUAUUAAUGUCAAAUUUAAUUAUUAUUUAAAUAUUAACAAUUUCAUCAACUCUAGUCUUCCAAAAAUCAAAAUUUAAUUUAUGAUACUAAUUAUCUGCUUUAUUUUAUUUUGCAUUGGAUAAUUUUUAUCUGGGGGUUUACUUUUUUUUUGGCAAUUUUUACCUCACUCACUUGUCCAUCAUCGUACUUAAAUGUAUGAACAAAAUCAAACUUUUAUGUAAUAUUUACAUGUUAGCAGUCAUCUCAAACAAUGUAUCAUAGUUUAGCAUAGGCUGUACUAAAAUGGUUUUCAUUCACUUAGAAUCUAGUAAUGGCAUUUGUCUUAUUUAUUAACUGGCAUCAUCAAUUUAAUAUUUUGUAUUCAUCAAUCAAUUUUUGACACAAUUUAAUUUUGACAUCUUUUUUAACAUGUUCUGUACCAUAGGUUUCAUUUAUUUAUAUUGUAUUGUAUGAUGUGCAAUAAGGGCUUAUGUUGAUACCUAUAGGUACAUGAUCAUGGCUUUAUACACUUUUAUAUUUUGAACAUUUUUAAAAUCCUAUUGUUUGAUUUUUAUUUUAAAAAUAAAGAACUCAUUUCCAAACACUGUCAGUCUUGUUUCAGAGUUGUGGUAAAAAUUAUCAGCAAAAUGAUUGUGUUUCAAUUCAAUGUUUUAUAACUUAUCAGAUAAAUUCUGAGUCAUUAUCAGAUUUUGUGCAAGCCAUAAAUAAAUAGAAAGCUGCAUAUGGAGUUUUGGAAAGAGGUCUACAAAUAAGGAUGUAAGUUUUAUUGUGAUUUAAGCAAUUAAACAGUUGGUCAAAUUUUUGUUUACUCUAAUAAAUUUUCUUAUUAUCUAGAAAAUAAUUAAUAAUUGCUUUCCUCAUUGGAAAUAUAUAAAAGCUACAUUAACUGGCAAAGUUUCAAACUAAAUUAAAGAGUCAUUUCGUAAAAUAAAAAAAAAAGAGUUUAUUAACCGAAUAAUUUUACAGCCUUUAUUAAGCAUUUUUGUACUUGAAUAUUAUGUUUAUAAAAUCAUUGUAUAAUAAAUCAUUCAUUGCAUAUUGUUCUUCCAUCAGUUUGGUCAGUAUGGUAUGUCUUUAAACUUAUAAAGCCCUUUGUUUUCUUAGUAAAUGUUCAUGGGUUAAUUAGUUUCUGAAUUAAAUAGUACUUAUUCAGUUAUAGUUAUCUUAAUGUAUUAGUAGUAAAUAGUACCUUUUUAAUGCAGAAUUUAGUUAAUAUUCAAUAUCUUUACUAAUUGAGCAUAGGGCUAAAAUUUGUAUCUGCGAUUAAUUCAAUAGGAGUUUUGUUAAAAUAAGUGGUAAUAUAGGUAAAACCAUUGUCCUAUAUACAUAAACAAAUAUAAUAUACUUCUAUAUGAAUGUAAAUAACAGAUUGUAAAUGAAUGUUUAUUAUUAUUAAUAUUAUUAUUAUGAGUUAUUCAUAUAGAUAACAUGUGCAUAUAAUAUAUAUUUUAACUCAGUAUAUCUUGUCAUUUUGUUUAAUAUCCUACCCCCUAAAAUAUACAUUGUAAAUAAAAAGAAUGUUUGGGUAUUUUAUUGUAUAAAAUGUGCUGACAUCUACUUUUAUUUUACUGGGUCGAACUAGAGUGAUAUCUCAAUCUGAUAAACCGAAAUUUUAAGGACAAACUCUUUAACUUUACAAUUCAUUUAUUCUAUCUUUAUUAUAAGAUGAAAAUCUCUAUUAUAGAUUUCAUGAACAAACUUACAUUAUUACAUACUUUGUAUGCUAUUUUUACUUAUGUUUGUUUUAUAAUUAUAUAUAUUUACUUAUGUCUUGAUAUAUCAAGAUAUAUUUUAUGUAUUUUCAUUUGUUUUGGUCAUUAUUCUGUGGUUGACUGUCAUUAAUUAUACAUUUUAUGAUAUUAUCGGCAUCUUCUGUGAAUUUCCUAUAUUAUCUUUUAUUUUAGAGGAAAACAGUUUUUAAGACAUUUUCAUUAGCUACAAAAACAGAAGAACUAAUUGUCAUCCUAGUGCCUAAAAUAAAUAAGUCUAAAUAAAUAUCACAUAUCAUAAACUCAGUGGUUUGUCUUAUUUAUUUCUAUACACUGGACAUAAGUAAUUUCCUACCUGUAUGUCUAUCUAAUCUAUCAUUUGACCCAUAUAUGAGGGAUUAAAUUACUUACAUUUUAAGCAGCCCUGAAUUGACCAUCAGGCAAAAUAAGGGAACAAUGGAAAUGAUUCUUAUUAUUGUAAAUUGAUAUUAAAAGUGAUCUGCAAUUGUUA